AUGCUGCUGCUGCUGCUGCCCCUGGUGUGGGCCGGUGAGUGCGUGGGGGCGCCGGCCCGUGUCCCCCCAGGCUCCCCGCAGGGGGGCGCCCAGCCCGAGCUGCGCAUGCAGCUGCCCGUGACGGUGCAGGAGGGGCUGUGCGUGCUCGUGCCCUGCACGUUCUCCUACCGCUGGGGUAAACAGACAGACUCGAGCCCCGUGUACGGCCACUGGUUCCGGAAAGGCCCGCCGGAUGUCCUCGUGGCCACGAGCAAGCCGGACCAGAGAGUGCAGAAGAGCAGCAAACUCUCAUUCCACCUCGGGGACCCCGCGGCGGGCAGCUGUGCCCUGAACAUCACCCGCCCCCGGAGGGAGGACAGCGGGACCUACUAUUUCCAGGUGGAGAGGGGCAAGAUCAAGCACAGCUACACCCGCAGCGGCCAGCUGCUCAACGUGACGGUGACAGCGCUGACGCUGACCCCCGACAUCGCCCUCGAGGAGCCCCUGGAGGCCGGCCGCCCCAGCCGCCUGUCCUGCUCCGACCACAGCACGGAGCUCACGUGCUGGGUGGGCCGCCCCUGGCCCGCCCCGUGCAGGGCUUGCAGGGCGAGGACGCUCACGCUCAACGUGACCUACGCCCCACAGAACCUGACCGUCCGCCUCUUCCGAGGACACUGCGCAGACGCGCCCUACAGGCCGGGCAUUCUGGCGAGGACGGGCGGCCGAGGAGAGGUGGGCUCCGGGGAGAUGGCGGCACGGGGGGGGCAGCGUGGCCAGAGUGGAGCCCUGAACCCCCAGGGCCAGCCCCCCCAUCUAGCCUCAGGGGAGCCGCCUCGGGCCGUGCUCACGGGGGCCGCUGGCGGGGGUGGAGAUGUCUGGUGCAGCCCCUGCGCCUUCCAUUUCCUCGGGUCCAUUUCCUCAGGGUCUUGUGACCAUGCAGCUUCUGAGCCGGGAGGCCACGGGGCAGGUGUGAGGUCCGCGGAUCAGCCAGUCCCGGCGGGUGCCCAGGGCUGCCGGCCACAGCUCGAACGUCUCUCGGUUCUGUGUCCAGGAGCAAAAUCGUGGGCAGGGACGUCCCUUUCCAGCGCCCCGUGUGCAUUUUACAUGGCUCUGGGGGAACGCGCAGGAAGCUGUCCGUCGACAUCUGCCGCGGGGGUGGGGCGCCAGGGAACGCCCUGCCCUUCUGAAUCCCCUCCCGCCUCCAUGUGUUCGGCUGCCAGAUGCCCACGCCUGCCUCAUGCCAGCGGCGCCCUCUUCCUGCCUGUCUCUCUCUGCCCUCCGUCUCUUCCAGAACCCAAGUACCUGGGAAACGGCUCAUCCUUUUCAGUCCUGGAAGGGGAGUCCCUGCGUCUGCUCUGUGCCAUCGACAGCAACCCACCUGCCAGGCUGAGCUGGGCCUGGGGGCGCGGGGCCCCGAGUCCCUCCCAGCCCCCCAGCCCAGGGGUCCUGGAGCUGCCCCGGGUGGAGCUGGGGCAUGAAGGCGAAUUCACCUGCCAUGCUCAGCACCCUCGGGGCUCCCUGCACAUCUCCCUGCAGCUCUCUGUGCAGACACCCCCGCAGCUGCUGGGUCCCUCCUGCUCCCCGGAGGACGAGGGUCUGCUCUGCCUCUGCGCUGCCCGAGCCUGGCCGGCCCCCUCCCUGCGCUGGCGGCUGGGGGAGCGGCUGCUGGAGGGGAACAGCAGCAAUGCCUCCGUGGAGGUCACCUUCAGCCCCUCGGGGCUCUGGGCCAACAGCUCCCUGCGCCUCAGCGGGGGGCUCAGCACCGCCCUCAGACUCAGCUGUGAGGCGGGGAACCCCCAGGGGACCCGCAGCGCCACCCUCCUGCUGCUGCCCAGGAGAGCAGACAAACCAGGGCUUGGGAGAGAAUUUGUCCUGGGGGCCGUCGGGGGAGCCGGUGUGGCCGGCCUGCUCACCCUCUGUCUGGGCCUCGUCUUCUUCCUGGUGAAGACCGGCAAGAAGGCCGCCGCCCCCUCCACACCGGCUCCUACCGCCUGGGGUCACCAGCUUGAGUGCCAGCCUGGCGGCGCCACAGACGUGCCAGCGCCCGCCCCCCGCGAGGCGGAGGAGCAGGAGCUCCAUUACGCUUCCCUCAGCUUCCUCAGCCUGAGGCCCCAGCAGCCGCCAGACCAGGAUGCCACCAGCACCACCGAGUACUCGGAGAUACUGACCCACAAAUGACGACCCCCAGCCACAGCAGCCUUGGCCUCUCAGGGAAGGGGAACAGCAGGGGAGCAGCGCUUUCUGUGCCAGCAGGAUGCCCCCGGGCAUAGUGCCCCCUGCGCCAGGGUGGGCAGAGCUGUGCUUGGAUUUCAGCCCCAUCUCAGGCCACUUUCCUUCUCAGCCUCCCCCGCAAGAUGGACACAAUAACCCUAACAGGGUUGCCAGAGUCAAGGUGGAAGGAACAGUCCUGGGGAGUCUGCGCAGAGAGCACCUGCCCGGUCCCGCCCCCUGCCCGGCGGGUGUGAAAGAAACCGAAGUUAAAGGAUUAAAUUGCUCAGACCCUAGAGCGCAAAAGAAAAUAAAAAGAACUUAUCUACACUUUUCUGUGAGACUUGCUUCCACGGUGGCCCAGGCUGCCUGAAAGGACUCAGCUGAGCAUGCGCACUACCACGAACCUCCAGCGAGCCAAGUCCUCCGUGCCCGGGUCAGGCGGGGGUGAGGGGGCGCAGGGGCCACGUGAAGCGAGGGUCCCAUCCACAGAAAUCCAAAACUCCAGUUCUCUGAAGAAAAGCCUCCUCUAACCCCUCCAUGUGAACCACAGUCGCUCGCCAAUGAACUUCAGCCACAACUGCGUUUGUUUGCCCUGAGAUCCCCAUGUCACCAACAAAGUUUAACUCCUUCGUUCUCGACCCCACUCCCCCCCAGAUCAGUGUCAACCCCUUCCCUCUGCAGGACAGGGAGGCAGGUUUGAGUUUCCUCCUAUCUCCUUGCCAGCUGACUUGCAAUAAAACUUUUCACAAAACCGGAUGCCAUGGUCUCAGCCGCUUGCACACGGGGCAGCAGGCCCUCCGCUCAGUGACGCAAGGGUCCCCGCUCU
This is a messenger RNA of Talpa occidentalis (Iberian mole), 3016 nucleotides long. It is a transcript of the gene SIGLEC11, whose product is annotated as sialic acid binding Ig like lectin 11. The record is from RefSeq and is a predicted model, not a curated record. Gene Ontology annotation, molecular function: sialic acid binding. Gene Ontology annotation, cellular component: plasma membrane. The transcript has 10 exons. Bases 1 to 2157 code for a protein of 718 amino acids. NCBI's taxonomy places the organism in Eukaryota, Metazoa, Chordata, Mammalia, Eulipotyphla, Talpidae. Gene Ontology annotation, biological process: cell adhesion.